Mangifera indica (mango) is the source of this 330-nucleotide messenger RNA. RefSeq names its product precursor of CEP3-like. The record is from RefSeq and is a predicted model, not a curated record. The coding region runs from base 1 to 330 and encodes 109 amino acids. Gene Ontology annotation, cellular component: extracellular region. NCBI's taxonomy places the organism in Eukaryota, Viridiplantae, Streptophyta, Magnoliopsida, Sapindales, Anacardiaceae. Gene Ontology annotation, molecular function: hormone activity. Gene Ontology annotation, biological process: root development; regulation of root development; regulation of leaf morphogenesis. The transcript has a single exon.
AUGAAGCUAAUCUUUGCAUGUCUUAUCCUCUUUUUAACUUUCUGCCAAGAAAUUCAAUGUACCGAGGGAAGACAUUUGAAGUUAGAGAGACAAAAUGAAUCCCAAAAGCUUCAAAUUUACAACAAAACCCUUGAAAUAGAAACAAGGAAGCUUGUAGAGCAAAAACGUAACCUGCUUGUUGACGAGAACUCUGCCGUUACAGUAGCAAAUGCUACUGUGUCUCCACCUACAGAUGGGUUAUCGGCACCUCCACCUUCAAAACAUGCAGAUGACUUCAGGCCCACAGCUCCUGGUCGCAGCCCUGGUGUCGGGCAUGCUAUUCAAAACUAG